Molecule: messenger RNA, 762 nt
Organism: Meyerozyma guilliermondii ATCC 6260
Lineage: Eukaryota; Fungi; Ascomycota; Pichiomycetes; Serinales; Debaryomycetaceae
Gene: RHR2
Product: glycerol-1-phosphatase
Exons: 1
Coding region: 1-762 (253 amino acids)
Biological process (GO): response to osmotic stress; glycerol biosynthetic process
Molecular function (GO): beta-phosphoglucomutase activity; sn-glycerol 1-phosphatase activity
Source: RefSeq, a predicted model, not a curated record
AUGACAAUUCAAAAACAACCAGCUGUCUUUUACGUUAACGCCGCCUUGUUCGAUUGCGAUGGUACUUUGGUCAAUUCUACUGGUGCCAUCUCUGAAUUCUGGAAGGAUUUUGGAAAGACUAGACCUCAUGUUAACCCUGAGGAAAUCAUCAGAACUUCCCAUGGUUGCAGAACCUUUGAUGUGAUUGCCAAAUGGUCUCCAGAAGAUGCUAUUGUGGAGCAGGUGACUGAGUGGGAAGGACAAAUUCCUGACUCUUUUGGUCAGUUUGCCAAGCCAAUUCCAGGAGCUGUUGAGUUGGUCAAAUCGUUCGACCACUUUUCCAGAAACGCCACCACCAACAAGGAACAAAGAUGGGCCAUUGUGACGUCUGGAACCUUGCCUUUGGCCACCAAAUGGUUGAAAUUGUUGACCAUUCAAAAACCAGACUGUUUCAUCACCGCCGAAAAGGUUACCAAGGGAAAGCCUCACCCUCAAGGCUACCAAGCCGCCAGAGACACCUUGGGCUACAAAGAUGAAACGAAAAAAGUCGUUGUUUUCGAAGAUGCUCCCGCAGGUAUCACCGCCGGUAAGGGUGCCGGUGCCAUGAUUGUCGGAAUCUGCUCCACUUAUGACCCAGAAAAGGUCAGAAACGCCGGUGCUGACAUUGUCGUUGACGACUUGUCGAGCUUUAAGAUUGACUCGUAUAACCCAGAAACCGAUGAAUUCAAGGUGGUUGUCGGUGACUACCACUAUGCCAGCGAGCAGUACUUGCAGGCUGUCUAG